UCGCACGUGAUCACGCUAAAGUCGAUCGAGCGUAAUAGAGAAAUAUAGAAAUCUUCGUUCUCGCGGUUAAUUUGGUGAGGAUUUCAACUGAUCAUUCUCUGCUCUCCUUAUUAAAACGUUUUAUCUACCGUUUCGAAAUGUCCGAGAAACGCUGAGGUUUUAUCUCUUUACUCUUUUUCUCGUCCUCGUUCCAAGACAAACACGUUACACCGCUUCCAGAUCUCUACAAAUUACGUAUGAACUUUCUAAAAUAAUGAAAAGAUAGAAGACGGAGUCUCGAUAUAUCUUCAAGAAGAAAGGCUUGAAGAUUUUUCAAAAAUUUGAAUUUCUUUCUUUUAAAAAGAGUUAUUCGAAUAAUUACGCACAGUUCGUUAUCUCGAAAAGAAAAAAAUUGCAAACUCCUUUCUGGAAUGAAAAAAUCGUGAAAAAACGUAUGUUUCGGAAUGCAAUCGGCGGUGUUUGCGUAUUAGUUCGUGGAAGAAAGUGUCUCUCGAGGAAAAGCGAUGCGAUCGCUUGUUCCCCGCAGACGUGACUGACCUUCGUGUUUCUCGCGCGAGGAGGAUCUUCCUCCGUGGCGUCUCGCGAGGAAAGCGAGACACCUGGCGUUCAACACUUAGCUCUUAGGGGCUAAUGCUUUUUAAAUCGAUGGACGCGUGCACGGAUUCGAUUAUUUUCAAAGUCAUUGCUUCGAACAAGGAGAAAGCUAACGCGGUUGCUGGCAGUUGUUACGUUGCGCGGCCAGCGAUCCUCGCCACGCGGAUUAGAUUAAAUAUUAUAUCGGCUCGGGAAGAACGGAAAAGAAAUCAUUCUCGCGAUGAAGACGAUCCGAGCGGAAGAUAGAAGCGGAAUUGAGCGUGGCCGAUGAAUCGAUAUCCGGGGAAGGAAUUUCACGAUUCCGUCACGUUUUCGAAGGAUUGAAAAGCGGCACGCGGAGAGAGAUCGUCGUCACUCGCCGUUGUAGAAUAAUAUCGUGGUGAACCGCGGCUGGCCGAGCGCAAACCCGACUCGUUCCCCUCGGAAGAAGCGCAUUAUUGCGUGCGCCAACUCGAUUACAGGCCAUUCGACGACGUCCUGUUCAACGAUUAUACGCCGAGAAUCGCGACUGCCCGCUACGGAAAUCGAGAGAAAGAUGAUGCAAAAAAGACUUGCCGCGCGAAAGCUCCUCCUCUUAACGAUAUUACUGUGCGGCAUCUCGAUCGUCGCAUCAUCGACGAGCAGGGAAAGGCGGCACGUCGGCGCGGAGGAGGCCGUUGAUCGAGGGGGGAGGACGUUGGCCGGCGGUAGCAACAGUCAUUUCAAGUCAUCGACCGGCAGAGAGAACGAGAUAACCACGGAAGUCGGUAGGAAAGUGUCGCACAGGCUGAUCGGUGGCCACUUGAGCGGCACGGAUGCGAAGCGGCAGUCUUCGUUCUGGGACGACGACAUCCUCUUGUCGUCGUCCGGGAACGGGAAGGAGGGGAAGGCGGGGCGCAAAGACGAGGACGACGACAGGAAGACCCUCUCGCAACAGGUGAAGGAGGGUAAAUACGGGCUCAUCCAGAACGAGAUCUACGCGACCGGAUCCCCUAAACGGCCCGGGAUAAUUAGCUACUUGGGCAACCCGGAGGUGCCCAAGGACACGAUAGAGAAUCUCGGUGGCCUGGACGAGGAGGAGAUCUGGCUUGCGGAGAAUCACGUGCUCGUGUUGAGGGGUGGGAAAUUUCCCGGCCACGAGGCGACGCGGACCGGGGACGACAUCGCGCAACACACGUGGCCACCGAUCGACGAUUACAAGGCGCCCAGGAGGCAGGUCAAGAUACCUGCGAAACCGAAGGUACCGCCUCCGUUUCCGGUACAACUCUCGGAAGGCGGGCCCAUACAGAUCAUCGGGCCGAACGGGACCAAGGAAAUCGGGGCCAACGGGACCUUCGAUUACGGGAAGGACGCGUUUCUCACCAAGGGAUUACUAUCGGAGGACGACCCGUUUUUCACGGUUGUCGCCAACGGGAGCGUGAUAUCGAUGCCCGAUACCUCGUCGGGGAACGCGUCGUCCGACGAAGGAAAUUCGAAUGGAAAGGACAAUGAUGUUUCGCCGCCCCCCGGUUUCCCGCCGUUUUAUCACGCGAUACCGCCUGGCGCCGUGUUCGUGCCACCGCCUGCCAACAACAAUCAGUCGGAUUACGACGAGGAGGAUCAAUCCGUUUACUACCCGCCCCCGUACAGCUUCCAUUAUCAGCAGGACAACGCGACGGCCGUGCCGCCUGGCCCUUUGGUGCCGGGCAUCAUUCUGCCGCCCCCGCCGGAUUUCUUCUCCGCGCUCGAGGACAAAAAGGCGACGACGAAGAAGCAGAGGCGGCCCGAAACGACGCCGUUGCCGAGGCCGAGGCCCACCUAUCUACCGCCCAGAAAGCUCACCACGAAACGAUAUAAGAGCACGACGACCGCCAUACCGAUCGCGAAGCAAGGGUCGACGUCCGUCGUGGAUGAUCGCGUGACGAAAGUGUUCGGUAGAAUAACCUCGAGAAAAAAUUCGACGCAGGACGCGGUUGGGACUGUGAGAUCGGCAGCCAGGAUGAAAUUAGGAACGGUUCCGUACGCGGAGGUUACGACCUCGACGCCCGAUAAAUCAACCACGCUCGAGAAUCCGGAAGAAUUGUACAACGUUGGCCCGUUGGCGGAGAAUCAGGUCCCGACGAGGCAACGGGAGAGCGAGCAGAAGAACGAUGGUUGGCCAGGCGUGGUAACGGGUAAAACGAUUCCUGCGAUCGCCUACCACGCCACGUCCACGCAGUCCACCUUGGAGAGGCCCGUCGAGGUGACGCCGGCCUCGAUAAAGAGUAUCAUUACCACCACCGGCAGCCCGCAACGAUCGCACAACGGCCAAGCUUCCUACUAUUUUUACGAGGAGUCGAACGACGACGAGCAAUCACCCCUCCGCACCACCCCCCCGAAUCCGGUUUAUUACGAAACUACAACGGAGUCGCCGUUCUUCCAGGGGAAGAAGAAAGAAUAUUACAGGGUGGAGACAGUUCCGUCGAUGGAUCCGUCGAAGGAUUACAACGGUAUUAGGUUCGUAGGCUCGCCGGCGAAAAAUUCCGGGCCAAUUCGUUACAGCGAGUCGACGAUCGCGCAAAGUUCGUCGAAGUACAGCAGCCCGGCGAGAGCUCACGGCCAACGCAUGUUACCUGAUCACCCGCCUCUUUACUAUCAGACCGUACCCGCUCGUCUACCCGCGCACCCUUCUUACACCACCUCGAAGCCACCGCAGGUUUAUUACAGGCAGGAGGCGAAACCGAAGCCGAUUUAUCAGUACAGUUUCGAGGCGGCCGAUUACUCGAAGCGAAGCGGUAAUCAGAGGCAGCGGGUUAACGCUGCUUAUCGAAACGAUUAUCAAAAUAUUCGAAUCGGGGGGGAUUACAACAACGGGGCGAGAUACGAUUACGACGAGUCGAUCGGCCAAAAGAGAAUUAGAACGGAAGUGUACAAAAACCAGCAUCCGAUCUUUCAAUCGAGCACCACUGCUCACUCGGUGAUAAGCACCACGGAAAAUCCUCAACAGGUUUAUUACACCCGUCACGAGGAGAAAUUGCUGGACGAUGUAACGAAAGAGUAUUUCACGAUCUUUGGAAAGAAGAUCGGGAAGAAUAUACCGAGCACCACCCCCCUCUACCCCAACAAACUGAAGAGCGUGACCGAAACAACGGGUUACAACGGUUACGCGGAGAAUUUCAACAGCCCCGAACCACCCGUGUACAAGAUACCCAACGUUAAGGUGCGCUACGGGGACCAAUCCCAAAAGCCGUACUCCCUCAAAGAUGACAUACUCGUCAACGAAAGGCAACCUCUGCCGCCGAUCAAUCCCGACAGCGAGUUUAUCACGGUGGUCGAUCAUCGACGACAACCGUCCAACUAUGGAAUACACGACAACAAGCAAUCGGGGGACGAUCGACCGUUGGCGGCGAUUCGCGUCUAUCCGUCCGAACAGCUCGUGAAUCAAAGGAUCGGCCCGCCCAACAGCAACUACGUGCCGGUGGUGGAGUCUCCCGAAGAAUUGGACGACGUUGGUUACCCACAAUUGCCCAUAUCUCUGGAGGACGAUAUCAAAGUGAAUUAUCGGGACCCACGGCCCACGAUAAAUCCCGACGCGGAGCUGAUCAAUCUGGAGGACGACAUCAAAGUGAACUACCGCGAUCCGCGACCCACCUUAAACCCGGACGCCGAAUUCAUCGAGCCGAUCCCCGAGAACCAGCCGGAAAAACCGAAGGCGUAUUUCGCGUACCGAUUGCCGGGCGACGGAGGCCACUUUUACUUCCUAACGCCGCAGGCGAUCACGCAGAGGCCGGAUCACAGCGCCGGAUCACACCACCUCUACUCGAGAGCGGGAACGAGGCUGCCCAGACGUCGACGGAGGCCGGGCAACGUGUGAUACGCUUUGUAAGGCAGCGAACGAGUAAUGCCAUAUAUUAAUCAUCGAGGACGCACGAUGGAAAUGUGUGUCAUAUAGAACGCAACGCGUGAAUCGAACGACGUUCUGUACCGUUGCUAGGAUAUUUAUUGUACGUGUAAAUAUAUAUAACGUGUAUCUCUUGUACGAUUAAGAUAGAUGAUUAUCGACGCCUAGUUUAUGCUAUAUUAAAUGCUUAAUUUAUACGCGAUAUCUAACUCUAUCCCCGCUUUAGAGCGUGUAUGUGUGGAUGUAUGGAUGUGUUAAGUGUAAACGAUAGUGCGCGACGAUAGGUAAAGCGCGGGUCCUUUUGAAAGAAUAUCGUGUACUCGCGCGUUGUCUGUGAUUAAUGAUCGAUAGUAAACGCGUAUUGUGUACAUAUAAUUAUGAUUGACGAUAUUUAGAUUCUGUCGUAGAGCGCACAGAGCGCAUUUUUAUAAACCGUUAAACCGAAAUAUAACCGAUGCAUGCAUGGAAUAUAAAUAUUGUUUGUACGAAGUUUCCUUCCUUUGUGUAAGAAGAAAAGUAAUUAAUAAAGAUAUUACGUAUAUCGAUAAUCAACGUAUACGAUAGUUUCUACAGGGCAGUAUUUGAUUUCGUAGUGGUUGACACUGAUAUUAUUCUUUUGUAUUUCUCAUACGAAAUGAAUCGAUUAAAAAAUUGUAAAUACUUAAUGAUAUGCGUUUAAUAAACGGUAUUAUUAUAUGUA
Molecule: messenger RNA, 5132 nt
Organism: Apis mellifera (honey bee)
Lineage: Eukaryota; Metazoa; Arthropoda; Insecta; Hymenoptera; Apidae
Exons: 2
Coding region: 1130-4405 (1091 amino acids)
Source: RefSeq, a predicted model, not a curated record